Messenger RNA from Didymella exigua CBS 183.55, 1215 nucleotides. RefSeq lists its product as uncharacterized. NCBI's taxonomy places the organism in Eukaryota, Fungi, Ascomycota, Dothideomycetes, Pleosporales, Didymellaceae. The record is from RefSeq and is a predicted model, not a curated record. Bases 1 to 1215 code for a protein of 404 amino acids. The transcript has 4 exons.
AUGUCUUUUCAUCAGGAACUGAAAUCGCAGUCAUGGACUAUGUAUGGGAUUGGAAUGUUCACAAUAGUCGUUCGAACCAUUGCACGAUGGCGAAGAGUUCGAAGUCCCUCACAAUUCGCAAUCGAUGACUGGUUGAUGGCGACGGCCGUGCCACUGUUUUACACAGGAUUGGUCGUAUGCCUCAACACUAUCGCACAAGGCGGUGGGAGCAAUCUAUUCCCUCCAGGACAGUUGUCGACCUUUACAGAACAGGAAAUACAAGAGCGCAUUAAAGGAUCAAAGAUAGUGAUUGUCUCCGAACAGUGCAUGCUGAAUGUGAUCUGGUCGCUCAAGGCUUGCAUGCUGCUGAUGUUCGCCCGCAUGACAUCGGGGACAAGACACAUCAAGUGGAUCAAGAUUGUUGCCAUUUAUGUCUUUGUUGGCUGGGUGGCUGUGCAGAUUGCUUUCUUCACAGCAUGUAUGCCAUUCAGCGGCUACUGGGCUAUCCCAGUCUCGAACCCUCAGUGCACCACACUGCAGCACUUUGCGAUCGUCCAGGCGACGUUCAACCUCAGCAGCGAUGUUCUGAUCAUCGCGGUACCUAUUCCAAUGGUCGUGUCGUUGAAUCUACCGAUCAGACAGAAGAUAGGUCUGGGUGUGCUGUUCAGCAUGGGUACAUUUGUCAUCAUUGCUGCGAUUCUCACGAAAGUCUACAACCUGUCCAACGUUUACGAUACCGCAUACAUGCUCUGGUAUACACGGGAAGCCUCAGUAGCUGUAUAUGUAGCCAAUCUGCCUGGUAUAUGGCCGCUGGCUCGUGAGCACAUCCGCUUUCUACGCGAUCACACCAACUCGUACAUCACCGGACAGUCUCGCAUGCCACCCUAUGGCUACGGAUCCAACUACGGAAACCUAUCGAAGCAGCAGCGCAGUCACAUACGUGUGACCGUCACGGAUGUCGAACCUGAUGAGGUGGAGCUCAAGGACUCGUACAACAGGCCGGGCGCACGAUCUAUUCACUCGUCGCCCAGCCUGACCGGUAAAGAUUUUAGGUCCGGUAAGACCAGUCUCGAUAGCGAUGAGCGGGCUAUCAAUGACCUCAGCAGCUGGAAGGGAAUGAAUGUGAUGGAGGUACAAGUUGAUACGAAGGUGGAGAUACGAAGAGGGGGCUGGGCUGGGACAGAAUUACAGGGUGUGCAAACGAAAACCCAGAUCGAAGGAGGUUGUAGGGCAUGA